This is a messenger RNA of Bubalus bubalis (water buffalo), 1375 nucleotides long. RefSeq names its product translation initiation factor IF-2-like. NCBI's taxonomy places the organism in Eukaryota, Metazoa, Chordata, Mammalia, Artiodactyla, Bovidae. Bases 1 to 1020 code for a protein of 339 amino acids. The record is from RefSeq and is a predicted model, not a curated record. The transcript is spliced from 4 exons.
AUGGCAGCUCUGGAAGCCAAGAAUAUCGCUCACUUACCCGGGAAGACGGGGGCAAGUCGGGGCCGGCGAACGGGCGCUCGGGCGACACAAAGGAACCAUGAAGAAACUUUUCGAGCCGGAGCCGCCGGCGGAGCGCGGGGACAGCGCCGCGGGGUCCUCGGUGCGAGCGCGGCUCAGCAUCCCGGCGGGGGCGAGCGUCAGCCCCGGGUGCGCAUCCCUCUCCGGCGCCGGGGCGGGAGCCAUUUCCCGGAGUUUUCAAGAAGUGUCAGGUUCUCUGCAUCCCGCAUCCCGCCCGGAGCCGCUCUCCCCGCCGCCCCGGCCCCUAGUCCGGCCCUGCCUGCUGCUCGCGGCGGCGGCGGCGGCGGCGGGGAGAGCGGCUCGGGGCGGCCGGACCCGCGGCGGUUGCUAAGAGACCGGAGCCAUGACACAGGGAAAUCGCUGCAGGAUGGCAGUCGGUACCCGGCCCGGCUAGGCGGCUCGGGGGCGCACCCGCCCCCCGCCCCGCCCCGCCUCCCGCCUCCUCCCCGGCUCCCGUCCCCCCGCCUCGCCGGUCUCCCCUUCCACACUUCCUCUCCCGCCGGCGCGCGUCCCUUCGGAAGAACCGCUUCCCCAGGAACGAGGAGGCGCGAGGGGAGGUGGAGGAGGGGGCCCGGGCCGGGGGCGCGCGGAGAGGGCAGGGCGCGGGGCGCCUCAGCCUCGGCCCUCCCCGCCCCUGGGGCGCCCCGGGACCGCCGCCUGCCCCGGGGCUGGAGCUUUGUUCUUUCCCUCCCAACUACCUGUCUGAGCCGCGGGCCGGAGGGUCCCCAAAGGACGGGCCGCAGCUCCCGGAGGGGCUCCCCAUCAACAUCCGAGGGUAGCGCCCGCGUCUCCCUGCCUCCCUGCCACCCCGCCUCUCCUCUCCUCUCUUCCUCUUUUGUUGCCUCUACUCCUGGACACGACACAGCCUGGGCUGUCUCCCCCCUCCCACUCGGGAGUUGGCAGUGUGGACGCACAGCGAACACAAUUCUCACUGAAGUCUAGAAAGUCAUGAAGUUGCUGCUGAGGAUGGGUGUGUGUGAUGGUUUCCCGUCUCCGAAGAAAUGGAAAUGGGGCUAAACAGGGGCAGCCACACCACGCCGGGAUGUGCAAGGCAGAGAUGCAAUCAAGGGCUUUAAAAUAAAGCAGCGGUGGGCUCCUCGAAUUUGAUUAAAUCCCAACUUCCCACCACGGUGUGUUCCACCUGCCUCUAGCCUUCCCGUCAUGAGGCAUGAACGCUGGAGGCCAAAUCCGAAACUCGUCCUCUAAAAACUUCAACAUUUUUCAGAUGAGCUGAUUCUGAAAAGUUAUUUACAUGAUGGUCUUCCUCUUUUAUGAAAAUAAAAACAAUAGAAACUCA